This is a messenger RNA of Solea senegalensis (Senegalese sole), 5545 nucleotides long. RefSeq names its product tetratricopeptide repeat domain 3 (gene ttc3). Bases 107 to 5332 code for a protein of 1741 amino acids. The transcript has 46 exons. NCBI's taxonomy places the organism in Eukaryota, Metazoa, Chordata, Actinopteri, Pleuronectiformes, Soleidae. Gene Ontology annotation, molecular function: protein binding. The record is from RefSeq and is a predicted model, not a curated record.
UGCGUCUCAGUUUUCACUUCCGUACACUACUAUGAGCAGGACGAGUGACGACGACUGAUAAAACGCUGCUCCGCCGUUCAUCUUUGACGAAAAACAGUUUGACAAAAUGUCAGAUUCGGACUCAGACUGUUAUGACUGGUCAGCCUCCAGACACCGCAGUAAUCUGGGAAAUGAUACAGUUAUUGCCCUCCGUCCAUCAGAGGACAUUUUCGAUCGAUGGCUCAGUAUCCCUGAUGAUAAAAAAAGAGAAGCUGGACAGCGGAUGAAAGUCUGUACCUUCUGGCUUCCCAUUCUGCUGCAGCAGAAAGAGGUCAACCACACCUCAGACUGGGCUUUACAAAUAGGUCUAAUUGAUAGUUUGGACAGUGAAGAUCUUAGUUUGAACAACAUCCACAUGGUAGAAAUACUAGAAGCAAUCCUGAGAGCCCUGGAAAGGGGAAGUGUGAAAAGGGAACACGCAAAGCACAUUUUCUGGAUAAGCAACAUGUUUAACUUGCGCUCCCCGGAAGCGUGGGAUGACGUGUUUCUCUGGUUGGAGCGAACAGGAGAACCUAAUAUUUGCCAGCGUGUCCUGGAGCUCGGCCACAAACAAGCAUGUGUUUCUGCGCUGCACCUCAUCUUCACUGAGUUUGCUAAAUAUAUUCAGGACAUGGGCAGCAACAUGGAGAGAACUAUGAAGUCACUAUUGGCUCAACCACCACCAUAUUAUAUAGAGAAAAGUGAAGACAUGAAGAAGAAAGGAAAUGAGAACUUUCAGAAAAGUCAGUACGACGAUGCUGUGAAGUUUUAUUCCAAAGCCCUCAAAUAUUACCCUGAUAACCACAUAAUAUAUGGAAACAGAGCCCUAUGUUAUAUCCGAUGUAGAAAGUAUCUAAAGGCAGUUGGUGACGGAAAACGUGCUGUACUGAUAAAACCUCUCUGGGCAAAGGGUCACUACCGCUACUGUGAGGCUUUGUUUUCGUUAGGCGAGAUCAGAAAGGCCAUAGAGGCCAACAAGUUAGCCCAGAGUCUGUGUGGGGAUGACCAUGAUGGAGUCAAAGACUUGGAACAACAACAUAAAAAAUUCAUCACUGAAAUGAGAGAACUUAAAGUUGGAAAAUCAAAGAAUAAGAAUAGGAGACCUGACGGCACACGUAGAGCAGAUGCAGCAGAAUCACCAGUAAAGAUGGACAUGAAAACAAGCAAGGUCUUUGAGGUUAAAAAGGACAAGCAACCAGGUAAAAAUGAACAGGCUGCACCGAUGAAGAGCAGUACUAAAGACUCUAAACCCUCAAAAAGUGAGGUUCAUACAAAGAAUGUUAAAGUGGAGCACCACGGCACCACAGCACAGAAAAAAUCAAUCAACAGAAAUUGUCAGUCUGGAGAGGAGAACCAGGCGGUCGGUGGUGAAUCAGCAGACGUGUGUAAAGAGUUGAGAUCACUGGUUCAGGAUGCCCACACUGCUCUGACCGACCUCCGCAGCCGCAACGCAGAGCAGGCCUUCAGCAAGGCACUGACCAUUCUAGAGACUAAAACACUGAAGGUCCUUGGGCUCUCCACAGUGGACAUGCUGUUGCUGCUGUAUGGUCGAGCAGCUGCUCUAACAGAUAUUGGUCAACCCGAGGAACUCUCCGAAGCAAAAAAGCUUGUGCAGAAGAUCAGCUCAUUUGAGGAGAGGACAUUUCAGUGUCUGGUUCACUAUGCCAUUGGGAAAUUAUUACUCAAAGAGAACAGGUUUGCAGUUGCUCUCGAGCAGUUUUCUGACUCCUUGCAGAUGGUGAAGAAUCAAAUAACUCCUGGUAAACUCACCUGGCCCUUAACAAAAGAGAUUGUCAAAGAAACACUACCUGAAUAUUUCCUGGUAAUUCUGGAAAAUGCUAUAGAGCUAUGUAAAUUUCCUCCCAUUCCUGAUGCUGUGUGUCGAUUUGAGAAAGGCCAUAGCUCAUUGAAAGCUGAAAUCUACAUAACUGACCCUGAUUUUAAGGGCUUCAUUCAAAUAUGUUGUUGUCAGAGUUGUACUGUUGAAUACCACAUCACCUGUUGGAAGACCCUCAAGGCAUCAAACUUCUCUGAAAGAAAUGAAAAGGAUUUCUUGCACGAAGCAUGUUUGACGCCAGACUGUCUCGGCCAGAUCUGUAGUAUCAGAAUUGUUGGCCCAACCGGCUUGUUGAAGUGUAAGUUUGAUGUUGCCAUCCCCAAAUCACGCACUUCUCAGAAGCCAAAAGUGAAUCAGAAAUGUACAAGUCUGAAGAAGUUGCAGUCAAAGACGGGGCACAAGCUCAAGAGGAAGCAGAAUAAGCUGUCAUUUGAAGGUAAUCAGACCAUCAACGACGAGAUCUUGCAGCAGACAGAAGACACAGCGACUAAGAGUCAACAGAAAGCUUGGUUGCUAUACAGGGAUCGAGUUCUGCUGCAGAUCAGCCAGAAGAUGGAUUUGCUGAAAGAGGAGAAAGGCCUCCAAGUGUCUGUGCUGGUGAGCAGUCUGAAACCGUGGCUGGAGCUGGACUCGAUGAAGGGGAACAAGCUCGCUGAGAGGAUGCUUAACUGGCAGCAGCAGCCACUGGAGACGUUGGGACAGGCUCUGGAGCUCUUACUAGAGAGACAGAAUCGCGUUUGGGCUCGUGUUCUCAUCCAGAUACUCAGCAACCUGGAUGUGAAUCCUAAACUCAACAAGUGGGCAUGUCAGCUCAAUGAUGCAGGCCUGAAUGCUGCCACAUCCUUCAUUGAGCGCUACGCCGGACACUUGGAGCAGCUGGACCUGGGUCUUCUGCUCAGUUUUGGUCCAUUGCAGGAGAGGAUUUUAAUGAAGCUCGGUUCUAUGCCAGAAAUUUUUUCAAGUAUCGGCCUGACUGUGACUGAUUAUCUAAAACAGGCCCCACCACAUGACAUCAGACUCUUUAUCUGGACUCUGGAGGAGCAUAGGGACGACUAUGUUGCCUGUCACACUAUACUGGAUGAGUAUUUUGAUAUGAUGGAUGGCCAUUGUUCAGUCUUAAAAAAGUCUGAUGAAAAUGAAAAUAAUUCUCCUACGAAGACUAAAAAUCGAAAAAAGAAACUGAAUGCAAUAAAGGGCAUAUAUAGUUUUCCUCAGACAAGCGAUGUAACGCCGAGAGACGAGUGGGACCAUGACUUGUUUGAAGACGACUCUUUAUCAUUCCUUCACCCCGGCGAUCCGUUCAGUGUACCCAGUCACCUUCGAGAGCAAGUGGCCGAUUUUGAGGAGCAGUACAACGGCACCAGUCAACCAGUUUGCUAUAAAAAGAUUUUGGACAACCACCCUGACCCAACCAAAGAGAGUUUGUAUGACUAUUUUGCUCAGAUCUUGGAGGAGCACGGUCCCCUGGUUGCUGAAGACCCUCUGCUGGUUGGUGAACUGGAGUAUUUCCCAUCCGAGGCUCAGCUAAAGAUCGAGCAGUCAGGGGGUUUCGAGUCCUUCCUCCUCGAGUCCCUCCGCUUCAUAAAGAUCGGCAAUUGUGUCGGUCUGGCUAAGCAUGCUGUCAGCUUGCAGCAAGCUGGACUUGGAGCCAGUCUUGAUGACCUGGACGUUAUCGUGGAUCCCGACGCACACAGACAAACUCCUGAUUUUCAUGAACCCACGUUCCCAAACCAAUGGGACACGGUUUCCUCUGCACAGCCUCCAGUGUUUCCCUCCUUCUCAAAUCCUUUCAGUUUUAGCUUUCACUCGGGCAUUGCAGUCGACCCCUCUGCUGUCAUUUUCAAAGGGAAGGAUCUCUUGACCCAGUGGAGUAAUGCUUAUGACCGUCCACAGCAGUUCCCUUACUUUGGCGAUGUUGGCGAGCGUGAGCUUCGCGGCUAUAAACCAGACAGGAUUUUUGGAGUGGAGUCAUCAGGAGGAGUCACUUCAAGGACACCUGAGAAUGAUCUUUUGAGGAAAGACGCAGUCGUGCAGACAUUUCCAGAGACGAUGAGCAGUGUAGCAGUGAAUACAGAGCCUCAUGAGCGCUUUGAGAGAUACCAGGGGGACAUCAAUAAGAAGGAGAAGGGUAAUGUGCGACUGGAGAAGCAGAUCAAGGGAAUGACUAGCAGUUCUAACAAAGUUGUCCAGAAGCACAAAGAAGAAAUGGCGUCCAUUGAGGAGGAAAUACGCAACAUCAACACCAAGACACAAAUGACCAAUAGAGAGCUGACGCUGUUCCAGCACAAACUGGAGGAGGAGGUGAAAAAGGACCAGAACGAGAAGAAAGCCAACCAGGAAGUUCUCAGGUCCAUCAAGCAGAAGAUCGACGAGCUGGUGGAGGAACAUGGACGUCUGGCCAGAAACAUCAGAGACAACAAAGCCAACUAUGACAAAAAGCUGAGGGAAUUUCAAGAGAAAAGCAAUCAGUCGGCAGCUGAGAAGAUGAGUCUGGAAGAUGAGAUCAGGCGCUGCAAGGACUCGAUUGUUUCAGUCACUAGGAGAUCUCACACAGCUCAGGUGUCGGUGGCAGAGAGCAGCCGUGAGCAGGGUUUACACGGCCUCUACCAUGAGCUGGCAGAAGCCAAGGUUUUUCUGAGCAGACUGAAUGAAGGAAUGGACAGGCACCCAGACCCAGCCCUGGACAUCUUUAGAGGCUCCUGGAGAUCCAAAGUUCAAGAAAUUGAAAAGAAAAUCUCCACUGCGGAGGCGCACUACAAGGAGCAGAUUGAUCAGGUGAAGAAUGGGGGAAGAGUCGGUGAGAGUCUCCUCGGUAACGCAAACGGCCGUUCUGAAGCUUCAGCACCAACGGUUGCUGGAGCAGCCAAAGACCUCAGACCUCAGCCUUCAGCGUCGAUCACCCAGCGGACGGCUGCAGCCGCCGCUGUGGCAACUGCUCCGGCUCGAACGCAGCACAAACCUCCUGCCACCAAACAGGAGCCUUCACGCAACACGCUGUAUGAGAAAAUCAUCGACCGCCUGCUCGUUAUUUUCCCAGACUACACGAGGUUGGACAUGUUGCGGCGGAUCCAGGAGCUGCGUAUGUCCAGCGGUGGAAGCUUCAGAAGCAUGGAGCUGCAGGAUGUGGUUGGUGGAGUGACUCAGCUGAUCCUGGACCAUCAGGAGAAGCUGAGUUCUGUGAGAUCCAACAUUGUGAGACGUGGGAAUGCAGCUGCGACUCCGCCUCCCGUCUGGCAGCCCAUUGAAAACCAUAGAUUUGUACAUCCCGACGCAAUCAACGUGGAGGAUCCCUGUAUCAUCUGUCACGAGGACAUGAGUCCACAGGACAUUUGUGUGCUGGAGUGCAGACACAGCUUCCAUGAAAACUGUAUCAGGUCAUGGCUGAAGGAGCAGAGCACCUGUCCCACGUGCAGAGACCACGCCCUGAUGCCCGAUGACUUCCCCGCGCUGUCCAGUCGGAGACGUCCAGCUCCGUGACGUCCCUAUCGUCCUGCUUGCCGUGACGUAUAAACGUCUUGCUUUUCUUAUUCACCGUUUUAUUUUUACCUUUUUAUUUGUUUAAUUAAAAUCUUAAAAUGAUGCAUAACAAUGAUUUUACUUUAUACGCUCUCUCUCUCUCUCUCUCGAGGGACGUGCAUGGAAAAAACGGAAGGUUUUACGUAGUGGAAAUAAAACUCGUCUCGUGUUUGA